Molecule: messenger RNA, 2265 nt
Organism: Silurus meridionalis
Lineage: Eukaryota; Metazoa; Chordata; Actinopteri; Siluriformes; Siluridae
Gene: calhm1b
Product: calcium homeostasis modulator protein 1
Exons: 3
Coding region: 161-1333 (390 amino acids)
Molecular function (GO): monoatomic cation channel activity
Source: RefSeq, a predicted model, not a curated record
AUUCUGUCUUUUUUUCGAUCUGAAGACUGCGUCAACACUUCAGAUAGCCCAGAAAUACAUUUUACUCUGCUUUUCUCACAAAAUUUGGAGUAAUUACCUUCUGCCAAACAGCAAUUAAAAAAUUCAUUUCAUUUUCAAGAACUCUACCUAACAACCCAAAAUGGAUAAGUUUCGUAUGAUGUUCCAGUUUCUUCAGUCCAACCAAGAGUCAUUUAUGCAUGGUGUUUGUGGGCUUAUGGCCUUGGCUAGUGCUCAACUCUAUUCUGCAUUUGAGUUUAAUUGCCCCUGCAUGCCUGAGUACAACUACUCCUACGGAAUUGGUGUAUUGGUCGUCCCAGCUCUUUGGUUCUUUCUCCUUGGAUUUGUCCUGAACAAUAACGUGUCUAUGCUUUCCGAGGAAUGGAAACGACCAGUGGGUCACAGAGGCAAGGAUCCUACAAUUUUGCGCUACAUGUUUAUUUCCGUAUCCCAGCGUUCACUGAUUGCUCCUGCAGUUUGGAUUACCGUCACAUUAAUGGACGGGAAAAGCUUCCUCUGUGCAUUUAGUAUGGAUUUGGAUAUUUCUGAAUUUGUGAUUGGAAAUUUUACUGGAUAUAACAUGUCAGAGGAGGAGAUGAUAACGUUGCUUGCCAAAAUCCCUUGCAAGCACAUAUUUGAUGGACAACAUAUUUUAUCUAGCGAAUCAGCCACCAGGUAUAUACGCUGUGUGUCACAGGCAUUUGGCUGGCUCUUCCUGUUGAUCCUGACAUUAAUUGCAUUCACUGUCCGUGCCAUUCGUCCCUGCUUCAGCCAAGCGGUGUUCCUCAAAACCAAAUACUGGUCGCACUAUGUUGACGUGGAGCGGAAGAUGUUUGACGAGAUGUGCGCCGAACAUGCCAAGAGUUUUGCCAAAGUCUGCAUCCAUCAGUACUUCGAGAGCGUCAGCGGAGACAUGCAGAGUUUACACAACCAAAACAGGAAUGACAGUAAAGAAGCCGAUGAUGAAAAUCCCAAAGAGGAUGAUAAACUUCUAGGCAUUCAUGCCCUGGAGGACAUGAAUAAAGUUUUGUGGAACUGGCACACAUCUAAGCCUCCGUUAACUCUGAGAAAGAAUGGAGCCAGCGAUGAUGCAAACAAGAAAGCAAACGAAAGCCGAGACGGGGUGAAAACUGGCUAUGACAAUGCUUCAUUUAGCACAGAUCAGAAAGCCUAUGAGGAUGGAUACGUCACAUCGAAGAAGGGAAAUAGCUACAUGAACGUUGACGGUCCCAUGAACCAGCACACCUGGACUGCACAUGAUCAUGCCUCUGGCAUUAAAAAGAAAGAAUGGGCUGUGUAUUACAGUAAGGUCUGAAGAUCUUAGCGAUGGAGAUGUUACUAAAUGACCUCUGUAUUUUGUAGCAUGCCAAGUCAAGUUUUAUUUAAAUCAAAUCAGUUUUAGACCUAACAUUCUGAAGAAUGUCUGGGUAAUAACUGACCUGGUUUGCCUUCUGAUUCCUUUGACUACAGCUUACAAUUAUACGCUUUUUAAACCAGGAACUGACUAUCUAUUGUAUGGGAAUGUGUGCAUUAUGGGGUGGUGUCCAGUAAAUGCUCAACAGAGCGCUUUCAUCUUUUCGAACAUUGUGUAAAGCAGCUGGCAAUUCCUGAACAAAUGCCAACAAAGCAUCUCAAUAUCUUGGACAUAGAAAAAUGUCUCACUGAUCACUGACCCUCACCACCUCUUGCAAAUCAGGCUUGAGAGACAAUCAUGCAGCUUUGCAUACUGAUGAAGAAACAAAAUCAACAUUUGCAUCUGUUUAUCAACUUUUUUUUAUGUUCCUUUAUUUAUAUUAUAUUUAAAAUGUAUAUCAGAUUGUAGGUGUUUUUUUUGUGUUCCUAAUGGACAGUAAGCAUAUCACUACAUUGCACAAACCCAGAAUAUAUGAUUAUAUUAGGUGUAACGGUAGACGUAAUUGUACGUUUUGGGGCUUUCGGUACAGUGCACAUGUGCACACUCUUUUUACUUGCAGAACAAAAUCUGAUUUAUCUCACAAACAUAUUAAGUGGAGGACUGCAAGUUUUGUCCCUUCGCACUUUGAGCGCUGUGUCACUGUGGCCAUUCGAUCCAUUCCCGGAAAAACUAUUUUGUUUUGCGCUUGCAUGAAAUUCACUUUCUGCCAUCGUCAACGUCUAGCGAUAUGAAUUAUUUUGAUUUUUAUGUACACCUUCAAAAAUUUAGCUUCAAAAAUGAAAAUCCUGACAAUUCCACAUAUCAAGGGAGUGAAUGAAUUAAAGAAGGAAGGA